Ctenopharyngodon idella (grass carp) is the source of this 3655-nucleotide messenger RNA. RefSeq names its product kelch-like protein 25 (gene enc2). Bases 315 to 2084 code for a protein of 589 amino acids. Gene Ontology annotation, molecular function: protein binding. NCBI's taxonomy places the organism in Eukaryota, Metazoa, Chordata, Actinopteri, Cypriniformes, Xenocyprididae. The transcript has 3 exons. The record is from RefSeq and is a predicted model, not a curated record.
ACACCUGCUUGCUCCCUAUUCUCGUUCACCCAUCAACAGCCCUGCAUCCAACCCCUCCAAUACCAGCCUCCCAGUUGCCCUUAUCCCCCUGCAUAGCUUUCUGCACGGAUAGCUGUGACCUUGCAUCCUUUGUGGUCAACCUCUGGCAUUGUGAUUCAUGUCAACUGGAGAGUGUGAUCCAUAAAGACCCUGCCGAUGUUUGUGCAUGCUUGCGCCCCUCUCUCGUCACAAUAACCUCAAACUGCAUCAGUUAAAGAAUCCAGUUUGCAUUUCGGGAUAUUGGAACCAGUGAAAAUUUGGACGUGCUGGAAAAGAUGUCAGUCAGCGUCCAUGAAAACCGCAAGUCGAGGACGAGCACAGGCUCCAUGAACAUCUCGCUCUUCCACAAGCCCUCUCAUCCAGACAGUGUGCUCACCCACCUCAAUACCCUCCGCAAACAGUGCAUGUUCACAGAUGUAACGCUAUGGGCAGGCGACCGCUCCUUUCCCUGUCACAGAGCUGUGCUUGCUGCUUGCAGUCGCUACUUUGAAGCCAUGUUCAGCGGUGGCCUCCGUGAAAGCCUUGACAAUGAGGUUAACUUUCGUGACAGUGUUCACCCAGAAGUUCUGGAGCUGCUGUUGGACUUUGCUUACUCCUCACGUGUCAUCAUCAAUGAGGAGAAUGCAGAGUCACUCCUCGAGGCUGGAGAUAUGCUGCAGUUUCAUGAUAUCCGUGAUGCAGCAGCAGAAUUUCUGGAGAAGAAUUUGCACUCAUCAAACUGCUUAGGGAUGAUGCUGCUCUCUGAUGCUCAUCAAUGCAAGCGCCUUUAUGAGUUGUCAUGGAGGAUGUGCCUCAUUCACUUUGAGACUCUUCGAGACACUGAAGACUUCUGCGGCCUCUCGAAAGACAAGCUUUUGGAUCUCAUCCUUAGUGAUGAGCUGGAGGUUGAAGAUGAACAGAUUGUGUUCAAUGCGGUCAUGCGCUGGGUUAGGUAUGACCUAGACAGCCGCAGAGACUAUCUUCCUGAACUGCUGCGAGGGCUACGCCUCGCGUUGUUACCCUCGGAAUGCCUCAUUGAGGCCGUGGCAUGUGAGGAACUUGUGAUGUCAGAUAAAAGGAGCCGACAGAUUGUCGAUGAGGCCAUGCAGUGCAAGAAAAAGAUUCUGCAGAAUGAUGGCGUUGUCACUAGUCCCUGCGCUAGGCCUCGAAAAGCUGGGCACACGCUUCUCAUUCUUGGUGGUCAGACGUUUAUGUGUGAUAAGAUCUACCAAGUGGACCACAAAGCAAAAGAGAUCAUCCCUAAAUCAGAUCUUCCUAGUCCCAGGAAAGAGUUCAGUGCAUGUGCCAUUGGCUGCAAAGUUUACGUGACAGGAGGAAGGGGGUCGGAAAAUGGGGUGUCGAAGGAUGUUUGGAUAUAUGACACGGUACAUGAAGAAUGGUCGAAAGGUGCCCCAAUGCUAAUUGCACGUUUUGGACAUGGCUCGGCUGAACUUGAAAACUGCCUUUAUGUUGUGGGGGGUCACACUGCUAUAGCAGGUGUUUUCCCAGCCUCCCCUUCUGUAUCUCUUAAACAGGUUGAGCGGUAUGACCCCUUGACCAACAAAUGGACAAUGAUGGCACCACUUAGGGAUGGUGUCAGUAAUGCAGCAGUGGUCAGUGCCAAGCUAAAACUCUUUGUGUUUGGUGGAACAACCAUCCACAGGGACAAGGCCUCAAAGGUCCAGUGCUAUGACCCUAUUGAGAACCGUUGGACCAUAGCUGCAGAGUGCCCACAACCCUGGAGGUACACCGCCGCUGCCGUUCUCGGCAGUCAGAUAUUCAUAAUGGGCGGUGACACGGAGUUCACAGCAGCGUCUGCCUACCGAUUUGAUUGUGAGACCAAUCAAUGGACGCGUGUAGGUGACAUGACUUCUAAAAGAAUGAGCUGCCAUGCUGUGGCCUCUGGUAAUAAACUCUAUGUGGUUGGUGGGUACUUUGGUACACAGCGGUGUAAAACCCUGGAUUGUUAUGAUCCGACGUCGGAUAGCUGGAACAGUAUAACUACCGUGCCUUAUUCGCUGAUUCCAACUGCUUUUGUCAGCACCUGGAAACAUCUUCCUGCAUAGUCGCCUCUGAUUGAAGUGUAUGGAGCUGAUCUGGGUGCCAUGGUCUUCUAGCCACACUGAAUGGACGGCAGCAGAGCUGGAUUGUCAUUGGCUGGCCUGAAGCACCUCUGCUCGGUGGGUGUGGUGUGGCUGCGGUCGGUCACGGCCACUCUCGAAAACAAACCAUCUAUCCACUGCUGAGAGGAGCCACAGAGAAGAGCUGAAAAAAAUCUCCUGAAGAGAGGCCACAAAGGCCUUCUCCCUACAGCACAAUGCUAACUCAUGCCAUGCUUGUUCAUUGCCAAAUAGAGGCACAAGGACACAAUACACUCUUGCACCAAUAUCUGCUCUUUGGAGACUCUUUUGCAAUCCAACGAGGUCAAGAACAUUCCAGUGAACCAUGACAAACACGACUAAAGCAUGAUUUUCCUUCAUGAAACUUCUUCACUUUGACUGGCAGUACAGCAUGUUCAUGUUGCUUCCAAAACGCCUUACUGACAUUGCGUUAAACGAAACAUAUGAAACAUCUACAGAUAUGCAGAUUGUCCCCCAUGGGAAAGUGCAAGUUUACUCGAGCAGGAUGUAAAAUGCCUGUGGAACUUCUAUUUAAGUAUCUGUGAAAUUGGUUUUAACUUGGAACUUGUAUAGAUUCUACAGCACAAUGUAUUAUCAAGGACUUCCUCUUAUUUUAAGAUUUCUUGAAGGUUUGAACAUUUGAUAAAUGCAUUUAAUUUAUGUGUUUGUGACAAAAACAAAAGAGUAAAGAAAAAAAUUGCACAUGAGACUACAUGAUGGAUGAUGAGGGUAUUAAUGUUACUGUUUUCCUCUGGAUUUGAAUGCUGGAUUUUGUUCAAGGAAUAUUCUGGGUCCAAUACAAGUUAAGCUUGUGGCAUAAUGUUGAUAAAUUUAGUCCCUCAUUUUCUUAAAAAAAAGAAGUCUGGGUUCUAGUGAGGUACUUACAAUGGAAGUGAAUGGGGACAUCUGUAAACGUUAAAAUAUUCAGUUUUAAUAGUCACAAGUGGCUAUGCCAAAUGUUAAAUGACUUUGCCUUGAUGACGCAAUACCCUAAGAACUGUUAAAAUGCUUUACAGCUCAACUAAUACGUUUUAACAGAGAAAUGUAUGUGAUUUGACGCAUAAGCUUCACAUUUAAGCUUCUACAUUCUCUAAAAAUUGACCUAUUCAUUUCCAUUUUAAAUGCCUCACUGUAACCUCUAUUUUUGCUUGUUUUUAAAGGAAAGAAGAAAGAGUCUAAAUUAUUUGUGGUUGAUUGAGCUUAACUUGUAUUGAACCUAAAAAUUACUUUUAAGAACAACCAUGAUUCUGAAGUUGAAGGUUGGGUUUCUUGCUCACUUGCGGUCUUAAAACUCUUGAAAAGGGAUAUGGAUUUGAAUUUUGUUUCCGGGGGGGGGUUUGUCUUUUGUAGUAAAGGACUCACUGCUAAACAUUUCCAUUUGAAGGGGACUUUCUGGGAUUAUGCAGCAGAUCCCACUGGCGUCCUUGUGAACUGAAUUCCUGGUGCCUAAUACCGGUAGAUGUGUUUGUUGCUCAUUCAGUCUGUUGAAGGGUUUGAAUAAAUGAUUUUUUUUGAUG